Pseudoliparis swirei is the source of this 2732-nucleotide messenger RNA. RefSeq names its product K(lysine) acetyltransferase 7b (gene kat7b). Lineage: Eukaryota; Metazoa; Chordata; Actinopteri; Perciformes; Liparidae. Gene Ontology annotation, biological process: regulation of DNA-templated transcription. Gene Ontology annotation, molecular function: zinc ion binding; histone acetyltransferase activity. The transcript is spliced from 14 exons. Gene Ontology annotation, cellular component: nucleus. Bases 147 to 1811 code for a protein of 554 amino acids. The record is from RefSeq and is a predicted model, not a curated record.
ACCCGGGGAAACGCUGUGUACAUUUAAACUUCUGCCUGGAAAAAAAUCAAUAAAUAGUUUUCUGCGGUGCUUCUUUUUUUUAAGUUUGGGAAAUUCUGCCUUUUCUGACUGCAAACCCGCAGGAAGUGCCGCACAUCAAGCUGAAAAUGCCUCGCAGACCACAGAGACAUAUGGUCGGGAGUGGUUCAGAUGGAACUGAAGACUCGGACUCCUCCGCCGAAAGAGAACAGACCAAUAGCUCGGAAAGUGAUGGGAACAUACCGAAGAGACAGCGCCUCACCAGAGCCUCAACUCGCCUUAGCCAAAGCUCUCAGGAUACUCCGGACUUGAAGCGAGCUGCUGACCAUGAUGAAUCUCCACCAUUGACGCCUACGGGAAAUGCCCCCUCUUCUGAGUCUGAGCUGGACAUCUCCAGCCCCAAUGCCUCUCACGAUGAGAGCACGGCCAAAGAUCAAGCCAACAGAGGAGACUCGGACAAGGACCUCUCCCAUCGACCCAAGCGCCGUCGCUGUCACGAGACUUAUAACUUCAACAUGAAAUGCCCGACGCCAGGAUGCAAUUCACUUGGUCAUCUCACGGGAAAACAUGAACGUCAUUUUGCUGUAUCAGGUUGCCCUCUUUACCACAAUCUUUCUGCUGAUGAAUGCAAAGUGAAAGCCGUCAGCCGUGAGAAACAAGAGGAGGAGGUGAAGGAAGAAAACAACUCGCGCCAUGCAACUCGCCACCAGACGCCAACAUUGAAACAGAGCCGAUACAAAGAGCAGGUGUCUGAGAUGAGGAAGGGGCGAAACUCUGGCCUUCAGAAGGAGCAGAAAGAAAAGCACAUGGAGCAUCGGCAAACACACGGCAACACCAGAGAGCCUUUGCUGGAGAACAUCACGAGUGAAUAUGACCUGGAGCUCUUCAGAAAAGCCCAGGCCCGUGCAUCUGAAGAUCUGGAGAAGCUGCGUAUCCAGGGUCAGAUCACUGAGGGCAGUAACAUGAUCAAGACCAUCCUGUUUGGCCGCUACGAGCUGGACACCUGGUACCACUCGCCCUAUCCCGAGGAGUAUGCACGCCUAGGUCGCCUCUACGUCUGUGAAUUCUGCCUCAAGUACAUGAAGAGCCAGACCAUUCUCAGACGACAUAUGGCCAAGUGUGUGUGGAAGCAUCCUCCAGGAGACGAGGUGUACAGGAAGGGGGGAAUAUCUGUGUUUGAAGUUGAUGGCAAAAAGAAUAAGAUCUACUGCCAGAACCUGUGUUUACUCGCCAAGCUCUUCCUGGACCACAAGACGCUGUACUACGACGUUGAGCCUUUUCUCUUCUACGUCAUGACGGAGGCCGACAACACUGGCUGCCAUUUAGUGGGAUACUUUUCCAAGGAGAAGAAUUCCUUCCUCAACUACAAUGUGUCCUGCAUCCUGACGAUGCCGCAGUACAUGAGGCAGGGCUUCGGCAAGAUGCUCAUCGACUUCAGCUACCUGCUGUCCAAAGUAGAGGAGAAGGUGGGCUCACCCGAACGGCCUCUGUCUGACCUGGGCCUCAUCAGUUACCGUAGCUACUGGAAGGAGGUGUUACUCCGAUACAUGUGCACUUUCCAGGGCAAGGAGAUCUCCAUCAAAGAGAUCAGCCAGGAGACGGCGGUCAAUCCGGUGGACAUAGUAAGCACCCUGCAGUCUCUUCAGAUGCUGAAGUAUUGGAAGGGAAAGCACUUGGUGUUGAAGCGACAGGACCUGAUUGACGAGUGGAAGGCGAAGGAGAUCAAGCGAGGCCACAGCAACAAAACCAUCGACCCCAGCUCCCUGAAAUGGACCCCCCCCAAAGGGACAUAAGCACUCCACUCAGCCUCAGCAGCCACAAGUAGCCUCGACCUACGAACUGUCAAUAAAGACCAGUGUUCAUUCUUUCUUUUCUUAUUUUCAUUCAUGGUUUUAUUUGUCACUGAACUUUAAAAAGACUUUUUUAUAUUUUACGUUCCAUGCGUUCCAAGUCUAACGAUUCUCAACUUAAAUAUGGUCAAACAACAGUGGAGAAUCUUUGUCCUAUUCUUUUUUCUUUUUUUUUUAACUGCCAUCAUCUAAUAAGCUUUGAAUGUUAAAUGAUACAUUGUCCAGUAUGGUGGAUAACAUGAAUGUUUGCUUUUCCUCAUGCAAAAAGAAGACAUAGCUGCAUUUAUAUGCUGUUAUUUUUUUAUUUCAUUCAAGAAAUGUGAAUUUUUAAGAUGGUAGUUUUUGUUUGGGCUGAAUACGAUAAUUGUUAGCAUGGAUUGAAACCGUAGGUGGGGUGAAUCUUCAGGAGUAUGAUGUAUGGUAACAUUUUCUUUGGUUGGUGUAAACUUGUAUAGAUCAUAAUAAUGUGUACUUCUGUUUUGUUCAAGCUCCAUCAAAACAGGAAUUGGACCCAUUCCUCUGAUGAACCUGCCAAGGGAUGGACAUAUAAAUGAUGGAUAUUUUGAAUUUGCUGAGAAUAUAAUACAAAAUGAAGACAAUGCCACUGUAAGAAUGCACAUAGAAAUAAAACAACCUCAGGUUUUUAUACUGAUUCAAUCAUACCUUGCUUCUGUGGUUUCUCCGAAACAUGGAUCACAGUGGUUGUUGCAGAUGGAAUUUCUCUGGUUAAAGAUCCUGUAUAAAAAGAAUCAUAAAACAUUUGAACUCAACAUUUCAAUGGGCCUUGUACUUUUAAUCAUAGCUGUUAAAUGUGUAUUUGGUAUUUUUUAAUAUCAAUAAAGCUGCUUUGAUAUUUUAAAAUGA